Solanum dulcamara is the source of this 2458-nucleotide messenger RNA. RefSeq names its product GTP-binding protein At3g49725, chloroplastic. The record is from RefSeq and is a predicted model, not a curated record. NCBI's taxonomy places the organism in Eukaryota, Viridiplantae, Streptophyta, Magnoliopsida, Solanales, Solanaceae. Gene Ontology annotation, cellular component: cytoplasm. Bases 52 to 1893 code for a protein of 613 amino acids. The transcript is spliced from 13 exons. Gene Ontology annotation, molecular function: ribosome binding; GTP binding.
AAAUGUCAGUUGUCACCGGCCGGAAACGCCUAAGGAACACCGUCGCCUCCGAUGUUCAGAACAAUCUCUCACUUGCGAUCUUCUUUAACCCCCAAAUUUUCCCUUCCUCAAGCCCUACGUCACUUCUCUCAAUUCUCCAUCUAUCUACCGCCUACUCCAACUCAAUCAACCCACUUCCCCGUUAAUCCAUCACCGACUCCAUUAUCUUCAUUCCAUUCUCUGUCAUCGCCUUGUAGCUCUCUUCUUCUACAGAAGCAUCAAGAUGGGUCAGGAGAUGACUUCAACACGGACCCUAAAAGUCCUCCAAGGCUAUUUGUUGUUCAGCCUCGGUUUCGGCCUGAUUCGGUUCUCAAGCCUAAGCUUGAUGAGGCACUGAACCUGGCUAAUUCCCUUGAAGAAAGAGAUGGGUUCUACGAUACUGAGUUUCUUGAUAAACAAACGCCCCCUCAUCUUGUCGUCCAAAAUCCAGCUUCCCGAUCAACUCGGGCUGAUACAUUUUUUGGACCUGGAACUGUAGAUACAGUGAAAUGCCAUGUAAAUUCUUUGGAUACUCAGCAGGAAGGAAUAGAUGCCAUUUUUGUAAAUGCAAUUCUUACUGGCAUACAGCAGCGAAAUUUAGAGCGCUCUUGGGGUAAACCUGUUCUGGACCGUGUAGGCCUGAUAAUAGAUAUUUUCAAUGCACAUGCUCAGACGAAAGAAGCUAAGAUACAGGCUGAGUUGGCCGCACUUAUGUACAAAAAAAGUCGUCUUGUUCGUGUGCGCGGUCCUGGUGGACGUUAUGGUUUUGGAAUAGGUGGAGAAGCUGAAGUAGUUAGUGCCAGAGGGAGGGGAAGUGGUGGACGUGGUUUCAUUAGUGGUGCUGGAGAGACAGAAUUGCAGCUUCAGCGGCGAAGAAUUUUAGAACGGAGGAAUCAAUUGUUAUCUGAGAUUAAAGAGGUUCGUCGUACGCGAGCAUUGCAGCGUGCUGCUCGUAAGAGGCAUGGAGGACCAGAUGGUCAAGAAAUGCCUACAGUUGCUCUUGUUGGUUACACAAAUGCUGGGAAAUCUACUUUGGUUAGUGCAGUGUCAGAGAGCUAUCUCUACUGCGAUGAUCGAUUGUUUGCCACAGUGGACCCCAAGUUAAGAAGGGUCAUUCUCCCGUCAGGAAGGAAAGUGCUGCUCAGUGAUACUGUGGGAUUCAUAUCAGAAUUGCCUAUACAGCUAGUAGAAGCCUUUCAUGCAACAUUGGAAGAGGUUGUUGAAGCUGACCUCCUUGUGCAUGUUCUGGACUCAAGUGCACCAAACCUAAAUGAGCAGCGGGAAGCAGUGUUGCAAAUUCUCGGGCAGAUAGGAGUCUCUGAGCAGAAGCUCCAGAAUAUGAUUGAAGUUUGGAAUAAGAUUGAUCUUCACGAGGAUUUUGUUGGAGAUGGUUAUUGCAAUGAGGAUGAAGUUCCUAGCGGGUCAGAAGAAAACAAUGAUGUUGCAUCCAAUAAAUUGUGUGAAGAGGACCUCCUUGACUAUGAUGAUAAUGAAAAUGAGGACUUUGAGCAAUCAGGCAAGCUUGGAGAGGUCAUAGAUGAUCAACAAGGUAACUUCUCUGAUGAAUGGUUGGUCUCAGGUGAUGAACAAGAUUCCUGGGUUGACGGUAAUGGUUCCUCGGUGGGCUGUGGGAGUGCAGAGGUACAGCAAAAUGACCCCUCUAACAAGUGGGAGGUUGUUAGACGUAAAACUCAGUUCGGAUCUGAGUCUGCUCCACAUGUCAAGACGUCUGCCUUAACAGGUGUUGGGUUGCAAGAGUUGCUGGAGCUUCUUGAUGAAAAAUUGAAGCCCCAGAAAGCCAUAGAGAAGGAUAUAUUUGACCGCAAAUGGAGACCACCACGCGCAGAAGAUAGCAGAAUAGCGGUGGAACAAUAGUAUUUAUAAAGAAAAAGAGAAAGCUUCCAUAUCAAGGCAGCUGUGGAAGCUUUAACACAGUUAGGAGGAGUGGACUCGUGACUAACAACUAUUUACAUGCGUCUCCUUGACAUGGAAAUUCAAACAUGGAUUGGAGCUGCCUUUAGACUUUGGCCAUCAGUUAUUUGGAAUGACUUCACUCCCACUGUGAAUGCUAAUAAGGUUAUCCUAUAUCUGGUAUUUCUAUUCUCUGAAUAUCAAGAGUUGCUUAUCAAAGUACGAAUGCCUAUUGUAACUGGUUCACAGGCUCUUACAUGCUUCUGGCUUUCACACCCAUUUUCAGCACACAGCCUGUAGUCUGUAGAUGCUGUGUGUAUCUCCUUCAUAUUACAUCAUGUACUUUGAAUAACUCCGUGAGCCGUGUCAUAUUAUAUGUUGUAGGAGGUUUAAAUGCCGUGAGACCAUGAGAAUAUUUGAAACUUAAUUCAGUGAAUUGUGUUCAAGGAAGACGAAGAAUAGUAUGUUUGUGCUGCAUUGUACAAAUUGAAUGGUUCAAGUUGAAUCUAAAGCUUUAUGUUGCGAUGCA